This is a messenger RNA of Miscanthus lutarioriparius, 1635 nucleotides long. Lineage: Eukaryota; Viridiplantae; Streptophyta; Magnoliopsida; Poales; Poaceae. The record is from the annotation of a GenBank genome assembly.
AUGUCAGCUAGGGAUUCUAACCAUUCAUAUAAAUGUUCAGAUGAUUCUCAAAUGCCAUAUUACAACAACUCGGCUCCUUUAGGAGAAAAUGGUAGGAUUCAUGUGAUGCAAAAUAAUCUAGGAAAUCACUACUACUCUCCUGAUACUGGGUCACAAAGGAUCAACAAUUCCAACCCUCAAGUAUUUGAGGCACAAUACUGCACUCUGGAAUCAUCCUCAGCAAAUGGUGUUUAUCCUGCACAAAGCUCCACAUCUUCUCACAGCAUCUCCCCUUUAAGUGGGAGCCCCCUGUCUCAGCAUGAUAGCCACUCAGACCACGCAUAUAGUUCUCCCCCAACUGCUUCCUGUUUAACUGAGGUUGCAGAUCUCCAGACUAAACUAAAAGAGUUAGAGAAUGCCAUUCUUGUACCUGGAUUGGACUUGGACAUUAUUUCUGACAGCCCUGAGAGCUUGUUACAAGCCAAUGUUCAAUUGAGACCAGACAACUGGAGACAACUUCUGGGAAUUGAUGCAGGAGACUUGAAGCAAGUACUCAUAGCAUGUGGUAAGGCUGUUGCCGAGAACGACGUCUUUGCAACAGAGCUGCUUAUAUCUGAGCUUGGUCAGGUGGUAUCUGUAUCUGGAGAUCCAAUGCAACGACUUGGAGCCUAUAUGCUGGAAGGAAUUGUUGCUAGACUUUCUUCCUCUGGCAGUAUGCUAUAUAAAUCUUUGAAAUGUAAAGAACCUACAAGCUCUGAACUCAUGUCAUAUAUGCAUCUCCUUUACGAGAUCUGCCCAUUCUACAAGUUUGGUUACAUGUCAGCUAAUGGUGCCAUUGCUGAGGCUAUUAAGGGUGAGAACUUUGUUCACAUCAUUGAUUUCCAAAUUGCUCAGGGGAGCCAGUGGGUUACUCUGGUACAGGCCCUUGCUGCAAGGCCUGGUGGUCCACCAUACAUCAGAAUCACUGGUAUAGAUGACUCAAAUUCUGCUUAUGCCAGAGGAGGCGGGCUUGAUAUAGUUGGGAGGAUGUUGUGUAAUGUUGCUAAGUCGUGUGGUCUUCCUUUUGAGUUCAAUGCCGUUCCAGCUGCUAGCCAUGAGGUUGAGCUUCAGCAUCUUGCUAUAAGACCUGGGGAGAUUAUUGCUGUGAAUUUUGCCUAUCAGCUGCAUCAUGUUCCUGAUGAAAGUGUAAGUACGGAAAAUCAUCGGGAUAGGAUUAUAAGAAUGAUCAAGAGCAUCAGUCCUAGGGUUGUUACUCUCGUUGAGCAGGAGUCAAAUACAAACACAGCUCCAUUCUUCCCAAGAUACAUGGAAACUCUCAACUACUAUACAGCCAUGUUUGAGUCAAUAGAUGUUGCUCUCCCAAGGGAUGAUAGGAGGCGGAUGAACACAGAACAACAUUGUGUUGCAAGGGAUAUCGUUAAUUUAAUCGCAUGCGAGGGUGCUGAAAGGGUUGAGAGGCAUGAGCUGUAUGGAAAAUGGAAGUCAAGAUUUGCAAUGGCUGGAUUUAGGCCCUACCCACUAAGUUCAGUGUUGAACAACACCAUCAACACACUAUUGCAUAGUUACAACAGCUACUACAGGCUUGAGGAGAGAGAUGGUGUCCUUUACCUUGGAUGGAAGAACAGAGUAUUGGUUGUAUCUUCAGCAUGGUGUUGA